Trichobilharzia regenti is the source of this 1524-nucleotide messenger RNA. The record is from the annotation of a GenBank genome assembly. Lineage: Eukaryota; Metazoa; Platyhelminthes; Trematoda; Strigeidida; Schistosomatidae.
AUUUGUUAUGGAGAGAAAACUUAAAUUAACAGAUCUCUGGACACAAAUUCAGUCUAGAGCCUACUCAGGAAGAAACACAAUCACUUCCUAUAACCAAAUAAAGAAAUCCAUCUUAUUGGACCUCUAAUGAAGCACAGCAACAAGCUACAGAGAAGAAUUACCGUUCCUUGACACAAUAAAGUGUAAAGAAAGGAAACGGUAACAGAAAAAUAUCUCCCCACAUUUAGAAUUUUGUUAGAAGAAUAAAAAUGAUACCUAAACGACCGUAAUCGUUAUUAUGAAUAUACGAUUGAAACUUGUGAUAUCAGUAUAUAGUGUGUAUAAUGUUUUCAGACGUUCCCUGCUUCGUAUUCUAGUUGACUUUCAUAAAAUUUAGAUUAUUAAUGAUAUGAGAAUUUCAUCAGACAGUGAUGUCAAUUUAGAGAACCCUUACAAACUGUGGAGGAUUGUACUGCUGAUUUGUUCUAUCGAUGUUCAUUUACAAACCAACAAACAUGUCGAAGCUAGAAAAUCUUCUUGUCACAAAGAGGCUAAUUAUUGAAGAGCUUGAUUUGGCCUCUAUAGACUCAAUCAAAAAGUUCUCCAGCCGAAUAAUCUCCAAAUACACUAGGUUGGACUUCUUAAUCAACAAUGCCGGUCUAAUUGUUGGUAAAUACGAGAAGACAGUCGAUGGCUUCGAAAUGACUAUGGGAGUUAAUCAUUUAGGACACUUCCUGUUGACAGAAUUAUUGUUACCACUGUUGAAGCGAUCAGCUCCAUCAAGAAUAAUCAUUGUGUCCUCCGUGGUACACUAUGCCGCUAGAUUGAAUAAACCAGAUUUGCAGCUUCCUGAGCAUGAAUACAGUGAAGUGAAGGCCUACAAUCAGUCGAAACUGGCGAAUGUGAUGCACGCGGUUGAGUUGAGUGAGCGAUUGCAAAAUAGUGGAGUGACGGUGGUCAGUGUACAUCCUGGUGUAGUGAAGACUGAAUUCGGUCGAGAUAUCAAAUGCACUGGAAUGAAAGUGCUCAUCACCUUAACGAAACCUUUCUAUAUCGGUCCUUGGAAAGGUGCACAAACCACACUAUACACCGUCUUAUCAGACAAGAUAGUAACCGGUGGCUACUAUUCAAAUUGUGCAUUUAAAGAAGCUUCAUCUAAGGUCAAAAAUGAAAAGGAAAGGAAGUGGUUGUGGGACAAAAGUUGUGAACUUUUGGGAAUUCAAAAUCGUGGCAGCUAAUCAAAUUUAAACAAUGAUAAUUAUUGUUAUUGUUUUAAUCAUUGUUGUUUGACUAAAUAAUUUUUUAUGAUUUUCAUUAUAUGUUUCAAAUAAAUGAAGGUCAAGCUGAAUGCAUGCAGUUAAUUUUCAUUCGGUGUGCUGUGGAUUUUACAUCUAUCGGUGUAAUGAUCCAUUCAUUGAUUUAUGUGUGUGUGUGCAAGGUAUUUAGACAUACUGUCAACUUUGCCUGACUAAAUGUUUUAUUUUAUAUGGUUAGUGCCCUUGUAGACGAAAUAUAUCCACUUAUUUAUGAAUAAGGAAAAGCAUG